Messenger RNA from Cimex lectularius (bed bug), 696 nucleotides. It is a transcript of the gene Paip2, whose product is annotated as polyadenylate-binding protein-interacting protein 2. The transcript is spliced from 5 exons. The record is from RefSeq and is a predicted model, not a curated record. Gene Ontology annotation, biological process: negative regulation of translational initiation. Gene Ontology annotation, cellular component: cytoplasm. Bases 319 to 663 code for a protein of 114 amino acids. NCBI's taxonomy places the organism in Eukaryota, Metazoa, Arthropoda, Insecta, Hemiptera, Cimicidae. Gene Ontology annotation, molecular function: mRNA regulatory element binding translation repressor activity.
AAAAAUUGUAACCCUGCGCCCCUUCCGUUAGAAUCUUAUUUCAAACAUCCCAUCCAAAGGUGAAAUCUCUCUUCUUGAAAUUAAUGGUAAUAUUUUUCUUGUGUUUAAGUAACACUUUUUUUUCUGUAUAAUAUUUAUAAAUCGGUUGAUGUGAGAAGGGUCGAAGGACUUUUUUGCAAAUUGCAAGUGAACUGGGAAAAAGGACAACACUGGGGCCGAAACAAGUCCGUGUUUGUUAAUAAAGUGUAGUCUCUGUUCGGAUUUGUCUUGUGCGUUCGGGAAUAUCGUUCUCUCCGUCUUGGAAGAAAUAGAAUCGAUAUGAAGAUUCCUACGGAAAGUGAAAAGGUCGACGAGAAGAAGGAGAGCUCUUCCGAGACGAGUAAAGUGCAAGAUUUCGCCGAGUACAUGUGGAUGGAGAACGAAGAGGAGUUCGACAAGGAGGUUAUGAAGCAGUUAGAAGAAGAAGCACUUAUGGAGCAAUGUAUUGAGGCGAUGCUUGAAGACGAGUUAGAAAACAAGCCUGGAUAUGUUGAAAGUUCCGAUUUUCUGUAUGAUUUUCAAAGGAUGUGUGUGCAAGAGAAAGCAGAGCUUGCGAAAAAGAGCACACUGAAUCCCAAUGCUGCUGAAUUUAUUCCAAGGGUUGCAGCGGAAACCAGCUCAUAAGUAAAUCAUUGAUCUGCAAUUUUAUACCAUUUG